AUGGCUAUUCACUCCAGGGAUGAUGCUUUGAUGUGCAAGAUUUUUCCAUUGAGUUUGGGUCCAACGGCGAUGAGGUGGUUCAAUGGCUUAAGGGCCAAUUCUGUUGGAUCUUUCAAAACACUAACUCGGGCUUUUGGUGCUCGCUUUAUUACAUGCAGCCGGACUCCUCGGCCUUUGGAAUCCUUGUUGACUUUGUCUAUGCGAGAGGGCGAGACUCUCAAAAGUUACUCGGAUAGGUACUGGGAAAUGUUUAACGAAAUAGAGGGAAAGAAUGAUCCCGUGGCUAUAACCACUUUCAAAGCUGGUCUCCCAACUGAUCACUAUUUGAGGAAAUCCUUGACCGGUAAACCUGUCACUAGUGUGCGCCAGCUGAUGGACAGAAUAGAUAAGUACAGAAGGGUAGAGGAAGAUCAACUUCAGGGGAAAGGAAAGGCCAAGGUGAUCCCUUAG
This is a messenger RNA of Quercus robur (English oak), 450 nucleotides long. RefSeq lists its product as uncharacterized. The coding region runs from base 1 to 450 and encodes 149 amino acids. The transcript has a single exon. The record is from RefSeq and is a predicted model, not a curated record. Lineage: Eukaryota; Viridiplantae; Streptophyta; Magnoliopsida; Fagales; Fagaceae.